This is a messenger RNA of Penaeus vannamei (Pacific white shrimp), 1285 nucleotides long. Lineage: Eukaryota; Metazoa; Arthropoda; Malacostraca; Decapoda; Penaeidae. The record is from RefSeq and is a predicted model, not a curated record.
CAGAAUGCACGAAGAAUCUCAGGAGAAGAUGACUAGUGAAAACUACGAGGAAAUGGAAAGAGAAGAAAGGUUAGAAAAAGAAGAAACAGAAGAAGAAAAAUCAGAAUCGGACCUUCUUUAUACUCUGGAAGAAGUUCCACCCUGGUAUAUGAGCAUCUUCUUUGGAUUCCAGCACUACCUGACGAUGGCCGGAGGAACCAUCGCCAUUCCCUUCGUCAUAAGCCCCUUCCUGUGCCUCGGGGAGGAAGACCCUGCCAAAGGCGCCCUUGUGUCCACUAUCUUCUUCCACUCCGGCCUCAUCACCCUUCUGCAGACCACCUUCGGCGUCAGACUCCCCAUCAUCCAGGGCGGGGACUUCGCCUACCUGGUGCCCACAAUCUCCAUCCUGACGACCUCCUUCGCGUCCUGUGAGACCCUACCGCUGGGCAACAUGACGGAGACGGCGAAGGAGGCGUUGUGGCAAGGGCGCUUCAACGAGAUCCAGGGCGCCCUCACCGUGGCUGCCGUCGUUCAGGUCCUCCUCGGAUUAACGGGUGCCAUCGGUUUUGUGUUGACCUGGAUUACACCUUUGGCCAUAGUGCCAACUGUGACCUUGGUUGGCCUCUCCCUUUUCGACGUGGCCAUCCGACAGGCGGCACAGCACUGGGGCAUCUCCAUCCUGACGAUGGUGCUGAUGGUGCUAUUCUCACAAUACCUCCGCGACGUGGCUCUUCCGGUGCCAGUGUGGAAGGGAGGCAGACGCGUUGGCACCGUUCAUUUCUUGGUCUUUAAGUGUUUUCCUGUCUUGUUAUCCAUCUUCGCCUCUUGGAUCGUCUGCAGUGUGUUGACCUCCCUCGACGUCUUCCCGGAGAGGUCACCAGCCAGGACAGACGCCACGGGGUCCCUUAUGGCGAAUUCUCCCUGGUUUAGGAUUCCUUAUCCUGGACAAUGGGGGAUGCCAAGUGUCAGUGCCGCCGGUGUAGUAGGAAUGCUGGCUGGCACUGUGGCAUCGAUUAUUGAGAGUGUCGGCGAUUACUAUGCCUGUGCGAGGAUUACAGGAGCGCCGCCCCCGCCCACCCAUGCCAUCAACCGGGGCAUUGGCAUCGAAGGGCUCGGCUGCGUGCUGGCCGGCCUCAUGGGCACCGGGAGCGGCACCUCCUCUUGCUCGCAGAACAUCGGUGCCAUCAGCAUCACAAAGGUGGGGAGCCUCCGUGUGGUCCAGUAUAGUGCCGUCAUCAUGAUCGUGUGCGGGAUGUUCGGCAAGUUCGGAAGCGACUGUAUCGUCACCGUGCACCGAAACCAGUAA